Molecule: messenger RNA, 1529 nt
Organism: Gossypium raimondii (Peruvian cotton)
Lineage: Eukaryota; Viridiplantae; Streptophyta; Magnoliopsida; Malvales; Malvaceae
Product: ubiquitin receptor RAD23b
Exons: 12
Coding region: 244-1365 (373 amino acids)
Biological process (GO): proteasome-mediated ubiquitin-dependent protein catabolic process; nucleotide-excision repair
Cellular component (GO): cytosol; nucleoplasm
Molecular function (GO): damaged DNA binding; polyubiquitin modification-dependent protein binding; ubiquitin binding
Source: RefSeq, a predicted model, not a curated record
CUAAAGAGCAGCUACCUCUUCUCUGCAACAAAAGCAAAAAAGCUCUCCUCCCUCCAUUCUCUUUUGAUUAAUAUUUUUCCCCUUUUUUAAAAAUUUAAUUUUAAUUUAACUCUCUUUUUAUUUGAUUUCUCUUUGAAUCCCUUUAAGAAUCAAUUUAUAGUGUUCUCUUUCCCUUCCUCCCUGAUUCAAAUCCCCAAUCCACAAUCCGAGAACGCUGCCGUUUCGUUCCCUCAAUUCGUCGAAAUGAAGCUCACCGUCAAAACCCUAAAGGGCAGCCACUUCGAAAUUAGGGUUCAGCCCAACGACACUGUUAUGGCGGUGAAGAAAAACAUAGAGGAUAUACAAGGGAAAGACAAUUACCCAUGUGGACAACAGCUUUUGAUUCAUAAUGGGAAGGUUUUGAAAGAUGAAACUACGUUAGCUGAUAACAAAGUCUCUGAAGAUGGUUUUCUUGUUGUCAUGCUCAGCAAGAGCAAAUCUUUGGGUUCGGCUGGGACCUCGUCUGCUCAGCCUGCUUCAUCAGCUCCGUCUACAACUGCACCUGUUUCUAAUCCUACCCCUGCCCCAGAAGUUCCUGCACAAGCACCGGACUCAAAGAGCGGUACAUCUGCUUCAGAUGCUGCAACAGCUAAUCCAGAUACUGAUACCUAUAGUCAAGCCGCUUCGAAUUUAGUUGCUGGAAGUAAUCUUGAGCAGACUAUCCAACAAUUGAUGGAUAUGGGUGGUGGCAGCUGGGACAAAGAAACAGUAACUCGUGCACUUCGAGCUGCUUAUAACAACCCCGAGCGAGCAGUGGAUUAUCUAUAUUCUGGAAUUCCUGAAUUGGCAGAAGUGGCUGUUCCAGUGCCUCAUUUUCCUUCAAGUCAAACCACUGAAUCUGGUGCUGCCCCAGUUGCUCCUGUUUCAGGGGCUCCUAAUUCAUCACCUUUGAACAUGUUUCCUCAGGAAACACUCUCCGGUGCCGCUGCUGGUGGACUUGGAUCCCUGGAUUUCCUCCGAAACAAUCAACAGUUCCAAGCAUUGCGUUCAAUGGUGCAAUCAAACCCACAAAUUUUACAGCCCAUGCUUCAGGAGCUGGGAAAGCAAAACCCCCAGCUUUUAAGACUAAUUCAAGAACAUCAUGCCGAGUUUCUUCAGCUAAUAAAUGAACCUCUCCAAGGUUCUGAAGGGGAUAUAUUUGAUCAAGCUGAACAAGAAAUGCCUCAUGCAAUCAAUGUGACCCCGGCAGAACAGGAGGCUAUCGAACGGCUUGAAGCAAUGGGGUUUGAUAGAGCGCUCGUCAUCGAAGCAUUUUUGGCUUGCGAUCGGAACGAAGAAUUGGCAGCAAACUACUUGCUGGAAAAUUCUGGGGAUUUUGAGGAUUGAAAAGUUGAAUCUUUCCUUACCUGAUUUCAUGUUUACCCUGGAAAAUUUAAUUGAAUGUUUUCUUUUUAAUUUCCCAUCUAAAUUGUUUCUGAUAUAGGCUUAACAAAAUUCAUUUUCUUUUAAUUUCACUGAACUAAAUUAAAAACCACCUUCAUUUGAUUGAA